Parnassius mnemosyne (clouded apollo) is the source of this 771-nucleotide messenger RNA. The record is from the annotation of a GenBank genome assembly. Lineage: Eukaryota; Metazoa; Arthropoda; Insecta; Lepidoptera; Papilionidae.
AUGGGUAAUAUUGUAUCAGCAGAGGGUGUGAAUAUAAAAUCAUUUGAAAAUAAAGACGGUCCUCCACCAGAAUGUCCUAUGCAUAACAAAACUAAGACGUCUAGUGCCAAAAAUCCAACAUCGGAGUGUCCAGUUCAGCAAGAAAAAAAUGAUGUUAAUCCUUAUAAUAUGAUGCCUCCAGCAAAUCAACAACCAGCCCCAGACCAGCCUUUUCCACUUCCAACAAAUCGACAAGUGUCAUCAAUCCCAAGAGCAAUGCCAGAUGGUUCUACUGAAUUUUGGGUGUACCCAAGCCAACAAAUGUUCUGGAAUGCCAUGUUACGGAAAGGCUGGCGUUGGAAAGAUGAUGACAUAAAACAAAAAGAUAUGGAGGACAUUAUUCGUAUACACAAUGCCAAUAAUGAACAGGCUUGGCAGGAAGUUUUGAAGUGGGAGGCAUUACAUGCGAAGGAGUGUGGACACCCAAGAUUGAAAAGCUUUGGGGGGAAAGCAACAGAUUAUAGCCCAAGAGCCAGGAUGCGUUCUUUGUUAGGGUAUGAACUCCCCUUUGACCGCCAUGAUUGGAUUGUAGACAGAUGUGGAAAAGACGUAAGGUACGUUAUAGACUAUUAUGAUGGAGGGGAAGUCGACAAUAAAUAUCAGUUUGCACUCCUAGAUGUGAGGCCGGCUUUAGACUCUUUUGAAAAUGCAUGGGACAGAAUGAAAGUAAUGUAUAUGAGAUAUCGCUAUGAACUUAUUGGUAACAAAGAAAAUACAAAAUUAAAAAACUAA